Coccinella septempunctata (seven-spotted ladybird) is the source of this 1436-nucleotide messenger RNA. RefSeq names its product octopamine receptor beta-1R-like. Lineage: Eukaryota; Metazoa; Arthropoda; Insecta; Coleoptera; Coccinellidae. The coding region runs from base 252 to 1436 and encodes 394 amino acids. Gene Ontology annotation, cellular component: membrane. Gene Ontology annotation, biological process: adenylate cyclase-activating adrenergic receptor signaling pathway. The transcript has 6 exons. Gene Ontology annotation, molecular function: octopamine receptor activity. The record is from RefSeq and is a predicted model, not a curated record.
CGCUGGUCUCGCCAAUUUCGUAGUUUCACAUUGUCGAUCUUAUAAUCUUUAUUUUGUAAAUAGAUCACUACGUAAAAACGAGUUUCUUUACUCUGAAUCAAAAUGUGCUCAUAAUACCUUUAUUUUUUCAACAAAAAUGUCAACAAUUUUCUGGAUAUGUUAAUUAGAGUAAUUUGAAAUAUUCAUUUAAUAAUUGGUAUUAACAUAAACUAACUGCUCAAAUAAUACAAUUUGACAAUCAUUCAUAAAGGAUGGACCAUCUGAAAGUUAUCUCCGAAUACAUGACACAAUCAACUUCAGCGAAAUCACCAAACGAAUCCGAAUUCUUAGAUGUAGUCUUUAAUUCAACCUUUAGUAGUACAAUACGAAUAAUUGUGGACCAACAAACGAAUCACAUCAAUUCAUGCUUUAGUGUAGAAAUAACGGGAGGACAGUGGCUUUUUGGAUACGUUAUGUGUGAUGUAUGGAAUUCACUGGAUGUCUAUUUCUCGACAGCCUCUAUCCUUCAUUUAUGUUGCAUAAGUGUCGAUAGAUACUAUGCGAUUGUUCAACCAUUGGACUAUCCAUUGAUCAUGACAAAUACAAGAUUGGCUCUGAUGUUAACAGUUGUUUGGUGUAGUCCAGCAGUUCUUUCGUUUCUUCCAAUAUUUAUGGGAUGGUAUACAACUAACGAACAUUUGGAAUAUAGAAGAACAAAUCCCAUGCACUGUUCAUUCACUGUCAAUAAGGCAUAUUCGCUUAUCUCUUCUAGUAUAAGUUUCUGGUUUCCAGGAAUCGUUAUGAUUUUUAUGUAUUACAGGAUAUAUCAAGAGGCUGACAGACAAGAGAUGAUGUUGUAUAGGAGUAAAGUUGCAGCUGCUCUUCUGAAUAAACAUCUUCAAAUAAAUGGCAUAUCAACAAAUAUAACUUCACUUAGACAAUCAAUGGAAAUGAAUUUUCAAGAUAAUGAGAAAAAUGAGUCUGAUUUGGGUACAUCCAGUAAAAUGCGGAGGGAACGCAAAGCGGCCAGGACUUUGGGGAUUAUAGUUUCCGUUUUUAUGGCAUGCUGGCUACCCUUUUUUCUCUGGUACGUUAUAACUACAAUUUGCGGCGCUGAACAGUGCUAUAGCCCGCCCUGGAUAAUAACACUUAUGUUUUGGGUUGGGUAUUUCAAUUCAGCAUUGAAUCCUCUCAUUUACGCCUAUUUCAACAGAGAGUUUCGAGUUGCAUUCAAAAAAACUCUAUUAGGAUGCUGCAUCAAUAAUAAGUUGAUCUGCUGGCCCUGGUAUCGGCAUACAAACGAUCAACCGAUCAAUUACAGCAAUCAAUCCAGUGAAAUGCAAGUCAAUCAUCCAUUGAGAAUUGAUUCGAGAAAAGAAACAUUUUAUGGUGGAAGGUUCAGCUUCAACAUAUCUGAAGGAGAAAUAAUCAAUGUACAUCAAGAAGCGGGUGUUUGA